Messenger RNA from Lineus longissimus, 1594 nucleotides. RefSeq names its product QRFP-like peptide receptor. The record is from RefSeq and is a predicted model, not a curated record. Gene Ontology annotation, molecular function: neuropeptide Y receptor activity. Gene Ontology annotation, cellular component: plasma membrane. Gene Ontology annotation, biological process: G protein-coupled receptor signaling pathway. The coding region runs from base 218 to 1594 and encodes 458 amino acids. The transcript has 2 exons. Lineage: Eukaryota; Metazoa; Nemertea; Pilidiophora; Heteronemertea; Lineidae.
CGCCCGAGCGUGCUUAACUGAUUUGUCUCCCUUCCUUAUUCCGAGUUCGUGACACCCAAUUGGAUCGUCUGCUCUGGAUUUUAAUAAAACAGUGCUGCAGUAGCCUCAACAGGUCACAAGGAUGAUGACACUCACAUUGUUUCAAAUGUUUGGAUUACAUCAUUGAUACGACGAGGACUGCUGGUUCAUCAGUGACUCCGUAAUAGUGCCUAACAAUAUGGAAAAAUCGCCAGGAUUGGCUAAUUGGGCGUACGAAUUUGACGGAGGAAUUAACAACGACACGAAUGGCACCAGCACCGUCCUCAAUCUCUCGAACUUCGCUAUGGGACCAAAUAGUAUUUGGGAUCCUGAUGAAAUCAUUCGAAACUUUCAACGACAGCAACUUUACUCCUUCGACGAUCCUUUCACUAUUGUUCUAAUAAUUCUAUACAGUUUAGCGUUUCUCACUGGAUUUGUAGGAAACGUCAUGGUCAUUGUGGUCGUCAUACGUCAUCGUUCUAUGCGUACUUUAACAAACAUGUUCCUGGUGAACUUGGCUAUUGGUGAUUUUCUGGUGAUUGUGAUAUGUAUGCCAUUAACGCUGGGGAGUCUCGUGUACCAUAAUUGGGUGUACGGCGAGAGUAUGUGUAAGUUGACGCCCUUCAUUCAGGGAGUAUCAGUAGCGGUAAGCGUGCUGACGCUAUUAGCAAUCAGCCUUGAUCGAUUUCUAGCCAUUCUUAAACCGAUGAAAGCGAGAAUUAUAUUCUCAAAACGGACAAUAAAGUUCAUGCUCGUAGCAAUCUGGAUGUUAUCUAUUGCCCUUUUUGUGCCAAUGUUAUUUGUGAACAGCACCAAGAAAGAAAUAUAUCUAGGCGGGCUGUUCGAGAAGACAAUAUGCUCGGAGCAGUGGCAGGAAAUGACUUCUAAGCAGAUUUACAGUUUGUUUGUUUUUCUUGCCUUAUACAUGAUUCCAUUGUUGAUUAUGACAGUUGCGUACAUAAAAACCGGAAGCAUUUUGUGGCGCGGUGACAAGAGUUUGAAGAGAAGUGGAUCCCAGACAGGAUCCGGGCAGGAACAUGCCCAAACUAAAAUAUUACGCGGCAGACAACGCGUUGUAAAAAUGCUUAUCUCUAUUGUGAUAAUGUUUGCGUUGUCUUGGUUACCGUACCACGUCAUCAACAUAUGGACAGACAUCACCAUAAACAAUGACGAAAGCGACCAAUCGGAUCCAACGCACGUUUCAAUUUCUAAGAAAGGCUACCCAUUGGCUCAAUGGUUAGGUCUCGCAAAUUCGGCAUCCAAUCCUAUUUGUUAUUGCUUCAUGAGCAAAUCGUUUCGUGGCGCUUUUAUUAGUGUUUGUAAAUGUGACGAGGGUGCGCUUGAUUCACGUUCGUAUUCCAGUAGACGGAAGCAAAAUGGCCACAAUCCAAUGCGGUCUUGGAAGAAUAGCUGCUCUAUUUAUGCAGCAAAUAAUGAGACCCCGGGUUUACUGAGUCGAAUUAUAAACAACGUGCGCAGAAACGACAGGAAAGAUCGGAGUAAGGAAAGUUUAAAUGAAGAGGAUCCCGCAAAUGUAGAGACGAAAGAACUGGUAGACAAGAUAACAGCAAUGUAG